Lactuca saligna is the source of this 3590-nucleotide messenger RNA. The record is from the annotation of a GenBank genome assembly. Lineage: Eukaryota; Viridiplantae; Streptophyta; Magnoliopsida; Asterales; Asteraceae.
GCCAACUCGGCCUAUUUAGAAACUCAAUUUAAAAGCAUAUUCUUUGGGAAUGUGCUUCACUUUUUUUUUAGCUUAUUAACAAAAAGGCAUAUACCAAAGCAUAAAGGGGCAGUUGGGUAUUUGUUAUGAAGUUUGGCAUAUCACACCUUUCUUUGUUUCUAUUUCGAAAGGGAAAGAUGAUUGGCAAUUGCUCUUCAUAUCGUACCCAAAACCUCAUUCCAUCUCACCUCAAGAUUGAAGAUUUCGAUGUCAAUUACUUUUAAUGAUUCAUCGAGCAACUCUCAAAUUCACAAACUUUUGCUUAUGAUGAGAAGUUCAUACCUCAAUCUGCAUUUUACACAUUCCAAAUUCUCUCAUAUGUUCUUCAUCGAUGCUACUUAGACGCACCGAUUGGUAACACUUUCUCUUCUCGUGCCAUGUAUGCAUAUAUGUAUAUUCAUAUAAAAAAGGCAAACAAAACACAUCCUUUUUUGUAAGGAUGAUAUAAUAGAUGUAUAUCAAUGAACUAUAUGGUUUUAAUUAGAGGUGUACGAAAGAGACAAAAAUCUAUGCAAACCAAUUCUGUUUGAGAUCGAAUCUUCUAUUUAGUACUAGUUUGAAUAUUAUACAUGUAACUGGUUUGCAUACAAUUUUUGUCAAACCGGUUUUCAAACCUUAAUAUAGACAAUUUUUUAUACAGUAAGAAAAAUAUCAUUUCCAUCCACUAUAGUUUUAAAUUGUUGUUGAUACAAUGUUUUUGAGGUUAUUGAAGACCGCUUUUGGCCUUUAUAUGUAAACUUUUGUUAUCUUUCAAACCGAAACCAAAUCCGACAAAAAUGAUGAAAACAUAGGUUUUAGUGGUUCUUUAUAAUUGAUUUUUUUUUUCUCCAAACUGAAUUUCCCCAAAACGGUUUUGUUUAUCUAAAAAAAGUUGAACCGAUUUAGUUUAAAAUAUAAGAUUUAUAAGAAAAUUACUAAUCUAGCUAUUUUGCCCAAUGACUUUUCACUUUUUAGCAAAAAUUUAAAAUUAGCCAUUUUUGCCACUAAAACCAUAUGUUUUUAAAGGAACCUAUGGUCAAUACUAGUCGACUACGGUCAAUGGUAGUCUGACUACUGUUUUCAUACUAAUGGACUAUUGUAACUACGGUUAAUGGUAGUCUGACUACUAUUUUCAUACUAAUGGACUAUUGUUUCGUAGCCCGAUUAUUUUUUCAAGACCCAUCAGCCACCAACAAUAUAUAAAGUUGUAAAUUUUCAUUUAGGUUAUUUUUAUAUGUUUAAAGUGAGGAAAUACUUUUUGUCAAUGGAGGCUUCUAACAACCAUCAUGCAUAUCUCCGAUUCACCGUGUUUUUAUUUAUUUAGUACAAGAUUUGCUACCAUGAGUUUGAUUUUAGUUGGAAAAAACGAAAAAAAGGAAGUCGAAGGCUUCGUAAGAAACUUAUGGUGUACAAGCAGGUAAUGCACAGUUUGUGAAUUGACUGGUUGCACAGGUUUCUUAUGAAGCCUAUUAUUCCCGAUUUUUUAAUAGCUUUUACACUAUGAAAUAUCAUAGCAUUGUGUUAAUUUUUGUUAAAAAAACAAAAAAAAAAGAUAAAUAAAUAAAGGUAACCGUGGGCUUCAUAUGAAAAUGUAGUGCACAUAUACUAAAUAGUAGUCAACUAUAAAAAAAAACACCAAACCGUAGUUUAGUUCUUAAAACCGUAGGUUUCCAGUAAACUAUUCUUUGGAAAACCGUAGUUUACCUAGAGUAUACCGUAGGUAUUUUAGAAACCUACGGCUUCUUGACAAAAAAUAAAAAAAAUAAAUUAUACAAAGCCUAGAAACCAUAGGUUUCCACGAAAUAGCAGUUGUUUUUUUAAAACUACGUUUUUGCAUGACUAUUUUUAGCUAUUUGUAAAAUUUUAACUAUUAAGUGAAAAAUAAUCAGAAAAGAUAGAUUAGUUAUAGUCUCAAUAUUUAUACACCUCUCAUUCCUAAUUCCUAAGACCUAACUCCAAAAAAUGAGAAAAGAAAGUUUGGUUAAUGAGCCCAAAGCAUAUUAUGAAGCCUAUUAAGGGUCUCAGCCCAUAAUAUAAGAUCCCACCGUCAACCCUAACGCCGUGAAUUUAAACGGAAUUCCCGCUCCCCACUUUUGCCGCACACUUGCUUCUCAUUGGUUCUCGUGAAAAGCAAUUCCGAGCCUAAGGUUCGGUUACGAACCUCCUCCUUAAGUCUACAGAUUCUUAUUCAAUUCUCUAUUUCUCUUCACACAUCCGAAUUUUUUUCAAAAAGUCGCACAUCUUCUCCUGAUUUCCGGCGCCGAAUCUCCCUCAGAUCCGGUAACUGUUAAUCAAGAUAUGGCCGAUAACGUCGCCGGUGAACACGAGAAGGAGGAUUCAUUCGUUGAAUCUGUCAAGGAUAAGAUCUCCGAGACGUUUCACAAAGACGAUUCUUCUUCGUCUUCUUCGUCUUCGGAUUCCGACAAUGAAGACAAGAAGAGUUCAUCUGUGUCCGAUGUAAAGGACAAGAUUUAUCGGCUCUUCGGGAGGGAGAAGCCUGUUCACAAGCUCUUAGGAGGCGGCAAACCUGCUGAUAUCUUCCUCUGGAAGGACAAGAAGGUUUCUGCUGGUGUGCUCGGGUUUGCCACAUUGAUAUGGGUGCUUUUCGAGUUGGUUGAAUAUCACUUACUUACACUAGUAUGCCAUACUCUAAUCUUAGCUCUAGCAGUCCUUUUCCUGUGGUCCAAUGCUGCAAGCUUCAUCAACAAGUCUCCACCAAAGUUCCCAGAAGUCAACCUCCCAGAAGAUAUUGUUCUUGGUGUCGCCUCUGCUCUCAGGGUUGAAAUCAACAAAGCUUUUGAAGUCCUCCGAUGCAUUGCUUCAGGAAAAGACCUCAAGAAAUUUCUUGGUGUGGUUGCUGGCUUGUGGGUUCUCUCAAUUAUUGGAAGCUGCUGGAACUUCUUGACAUUGUUCUACAUAUGCUUUGUUUUGCUGCACACAUUGCCUUAUCUUUAUGAUAAAUAUGAGGACAAAGUUGAUGCUUUUGGUGAGAAAGCAGAGGCUGAGAUUAAGAAGCAGUAUGCAGUUUUCUGUGUGAAGGUUUUGAGCAAGAUUCCAGUAGGAGCAUUGAAGCACAAGUUUGCAUGAUCUCUUUCUCAUAAUCUCAUCUCAGGUGACUACUACUACUAAAGUACUACUAGAUGUGUCUUUCUCACUCGUUUGUUGUGACUUGUGAUAUUUUUAUAAACUAGAAGCUCAGUUUAUUUAUUUCAUUGAUUAUCUGAUACGUUUGUGGUGAAUCAAUGAUAUAAUUUAAACAAAAUUCAGUAAUAUGAUGUAAUGAAGUUUUAGACAUUUAAGUCCCCUUUACACUGUUGUUAGAGUUAUUUCAAGCAAUAUGAAUGAAAGGGGAUGUAAUUUUGUAUUAGUCGAAUUUGCUUAUCAACUUAUGAAUGUUUUUAAAAUUUAGUUUAAAAGAAAGUGUUUGGUUGAUGAAAUGUAAUAAUUUGAUAAGUUGUUUUUAUUGUAUGACAGAUUAUGUUUAUGCAUGUAAAAUGAUAAAACAUAGGGGUUAAAAGGUAAAUUCGUAAGCAUGGGAAAAAACGAGUGCGAUAUACAUGUUUUCUAGGGAU